Molecule: messenger RNA, 1608 nt
Organism: Colletotrichum godetiae
Lineage: Eukaryota; Fungi; Ascomycota; Sordariomycetes; Glomerellales; Glomerellaceae
Exons: 2
Coding region: 1-1608 (535 amino acids)
Source: RefSeq, a predicted model, not a curated record
AUGGGAUCUUUGUCCUCUCCGGAAUAUGAUGCCAUCAUCGUCGGUGGUGGCUUCGCCGGAUGUUACACCCUUGACCAACUCCGAAAGGCUGGAUUCAAGACCCUGGUGAUCGACGACGCAGCCGACCUUGGCGGUGUAUGGUACUGGAACUGCUAUGCAGGAGCACGUGUCGACACACCUGUGCCUCUCUAUGAGUUCUCUGAAGAAGAGAUCUGGAGACCAUGGACUUGGUCCGAGAAGUACCCUGGAAGAGAAGAGAUUCGAGACUACUUCCAGCACGUAGAGUCCAAGCUACAUCUCAAGAAGGACGUCAUGUUCAACACUCGUGUUGUCAGUGCCGACUUUGAUAAGAUGGGAUCCCACUGGAACAUCACCACUGGCGACAAGUCCGUCUUGACCGCCCGAUACUUCAUUCUCUGCACUGGUUUCGCGGCAAAGCCAAAUAUCCCAGAUUUCAAGGGCCUUGAGUCUUUUGCAGGCGUCUCGUGUCAUACCUCGAAGUGGCCCCAGGAGGGAAUUGAUUUCAAAGGAAGGGGAGUCGGUGUCGUUGGCAACGGCUCGAGCGGCCUCCAAGUCAUUCAGGAGAUUGCCCCAGAAGUCGACCACCUGACUGUGUUCCAACGCAGCCCAACCUACGCUCUUCCGAUGAGACAGACUCCUCUUUCUAUCGAAGACCAAAAGAAGGAGACCUAUAAGGAGCUUUACGAGCUUCGCAAGAACACUUUCGCGAUUCUCGACUUUGAGUUCAACCCCCAGGCCUGUGCCGGCACCACCGCGGAGGAGCGCCAGGCAUUCUUCGAGAAGAUUUGGGCAAAGGGUGGACUCUCUUUUUGGUUGGGUACCUAUCAGGAUGUUAUUAGGAACAGAGAAGCCAACCAACACGCCUACGAAUUCUGGCGCAGCAAGGUCUUGGAACGCGUCCAUAAGCCCGCGAUGCAGGAGCUUCUUGCCCCGGAGAAGCCACCAUACUACUUCGGAACCAAGCGAGCUACCCUCGAGCAGAGAUACUACGAGGUCUACAACCGCGACAACGUAGACUUGAUCGACACCAAGGCAAAUGCCAUUUCGGAGGUUGUCCCCGACGGCGUCUUCACAGCCGAUGGUGAGCUGCACAAGUUCGACGUUCUCAUUCUUGCUACCGGCUUUGACUCCGUUACUGGAGGUAUCUUGGCGAUCGAUAUCAAGGGCGAGAAUGGCCAGUCACUGAAGGAGAAGUGGGCGAAGGGCACGACGACGCAUCUUGGAAUGAUGACCGCUGGGUUCCCCAAUGCACUGUUCGUCUACGGACCACAGGGUCCGACAUCGUUCUGCAACGGGCCUACGUGUGCUGAGCUCCAGGGUGGUUGGAUUCGUGACACGCUUAUUCACCUACGCGAGAAUGGUAAACGCUACAUCGACCCUCGUCCGGAUGUCGAGCAAGAGUGGCGAGAUCUGGUCAACCGUAUUGGAGACGAUACACUGCUGCCUCAGACCAAGUCUGAGUACAUGGGAACCAACAUUCCAGGAAAGCCCAAAGAGAUGCUCAACUUCCUGGGUGGCGUGGUUGAGUAUACUCGACGCAUCAAUGACUCGCUCAACACGGGCCUCAAGGAUUUCGUUGUCCAGUAA